AUGUCGCCAAAAGACACGGUAGCGCUCGUCAAGGAGCUCAGCCAGCCUCCUCCUCCAGGCUCCCCUUACGGAGUGCCCAUCCCUGGGUCCGAGCGUCCCAAUCGAUCUGCCGUUUAUCGCCAUUUUCAAUUCCGCGAUAAGCCACUCCUCUCAACCCUCGACCCCGAGCACCAGACGCUGUACGAUCUUUUCGAGAACUCCCUCCGCAAGUAUCCCAACAAGCGCUGCCUGGGCAAGCGUAACUGGCUUCCGGCGACCAGCUCGUGGGAGGAAAAGUUUGACUGGCUCUCCUUCGGCCAGGUUGGUGAGCGCAGGAAGAACUUUGGGGCUGGAAUUGUCGAGAUUCACAAUGCCAUCAACCACGGAAAGGACAAAUACCCCGUUGGUAUCUGGUCGCAGAACCGACCUGAAUGGCACAUUGCUGACCUUGGCUUGACUUCUCAGUCUCUUUUCUCCGUAUCCCUUUACGAAACCUUGGGACCCAAUGCGAGCGAGUACAUCGUCAACCAUGCCGAGCUUGCCUGCAUUGUCUGCUCGCUGCCUCACAUCCCUACCCUCCUGAAGCUUGCGCCCCGACUGCCAACGCUGAAGCUUAUCGUGUCCAUUGAUUCGCUCAAUGAGGGCGAGAUGGCCGGACACUCCAAGGCUGCCAUUCUCAACGAGCUGGCGGCCGAGCACGGCAUCAAGAUCUACUCCAUGGCCGAGGUAGAGGAGAUUGGCUUGAGGUCAGGACUUCCAGCACGCCCUCCGGUUCGGGAUGAUAUUUGCACUAUCAACUACACAUCCGGUACUACCGGUAACCCCAAGGGUGUUGUUCUGACCCACGGGAACGCUGUGGCUGGCGUGGCCGGCGCCCGAUGCAUGGGCGCUGUUACCCACAAGGACAGCCACUUCUCGUACCUACCGCUUGCGCAUAUCUUCGGUCGACUUAUGGACAACUUGGCACUCGCUGAGUCGGCUUCGAUGGGCUUCUUCCACGGUGACAUGUUGGGCUUGGUGGAUGAUCUCAAGCUCUUUAAGCCCACCAGUUUCCAGUCGGUUCCUCGACUGUACAACAGGUUCAACUCUGCUAUCCGAGCUGCAACAGUGGAGGCGGAAGGUUUCCGGGGUUCUCUCUCGCGCAGGGUCGUUGACACCAAGAAGGCUAGCAUGAAGCUGCCAAAUGGCAAGGGCCAUGCCUCUCACUUCCUCUAUGACAGAAUUUGGACCCCCAAGGUCAAGGCGGCUAUUGGUCUGGACCGUGUUCACAGCAUGGUUAGUGGUAGCGCUCAGCUUGACCCCGAUGUCCAGGAGUUCUUGGGGGCCGCAACUGGCAUCCGUUUCUACCAAGGCUACGGUCUUACAGAGAGUCACGCGGUCGGCCUCGUCCAACACACCAACGACUACAGCACCGGCAACAUUGGGCCCCCAAUGCCUUGCACGGAGAUCUGCCUCGAGUCGGUGCCUGAAUUUGAAUACACUGUGCACGACAAGCCCAACCCCCGAGGAGAGCUUCUGCUUCGCGGGCCUACCAUCUUCAAGGAGUACUACAAGAACCCCGAAGAGACCCAGAAGGCUCUCGAGCCCGAUGGUUGGUUCCACACCGGUGACAUUGUCGAGAUUGACAGCCUGGGCCGUGUCAAGAUCAUCGACCGCAAGAAGAACGUUCUCAAGCUCUCUCACGGCGAGUACGUCUCUCCAGAGCGUAUCGAGAACGUCUUCCUCGGAAACACCGGCAUUGUGAACAGCGCUUUUGUCCACGGUACCUCCAAGGAGUCCGCCCUGGUGGCCAUCUUUGGUGUCGACCCUGAGACUUUCGCUGCCUGGGCUAGCAAGGUUCUGGAGGAGACUCUCACCCACGACGACCUUGCGGCGCUCAAGGCAGCAGCUUGCAACCCCAAGGUCAGGAAGGCAUUCCUCAAGGUUUUAGAUGAUAUUGCCCGAAAGGCCAAGUUCAAUGGCUUCGAGCGCGUCAAAAACCUGCGCCUGGAUGUGGAACCCUUUUCUAUCGAUAACGGCCUUCUGACACCAACAUUGAAGCUUAAGCGUCCCCAGGCCGCAAAGGCUUUCGAGAAGGAUAUUAACGAGAUGUACGAGGAAAUUGCCGCUACUGUUGAGCCCAUCAAGAGUAAGCUGUAA
This is a messenger RNA of Clonostachys rhizophaga, 2118 nucleotides long. NCBI's taxonomy places the organism in Eukaryota, Fungi, Ascomycota, Sordariomycetes, Hypocreales, Bionectriaceae. The record is from the annotation of a GenBank genome assembly.